Malus domestica (apple) is the source of this 1523-nucleotide messenger RNA. RefSeq names its product GATA transcription factor 5-like (gene GATA7). Gene Ontology annotation, biological process: cell differentiation; positive regulation of DNA-templated transcription. NCBI's taxonomy places the organism in Eukaryota, Viridiplantae, Streptophyta, Magnoliopsida, Rosales, Rosaceae. Gene Ontology annotation, molecular function: zinc ion binding; sequence-specific DNA binding. Gene Ontology annotation, cellular component: nucleus. The record is from RefSeq and is a predicted model, not a curated record.
CAAUAACUCGGGCACUUGCUUUGCCCACAAACCUGCCUUUAUUUCAGUGCUUUUAACCCAACUCACUCUGACCCCAUCAAUCAUCCGCACCGCACCACCCCACAGUUUUCAUCUUUCUCUCCUUCUUCUUCCUCCUCUCUCCUUCCCCAAUUCCAGUUUUGGGUGUCUAGAAAUGGAGUACUGCAUCGAAGCAAAGGCCUUGAAAUCGAGUCUGCGCAGAGAACUGGCCGUGAAGUCGACCCAGCAUGUUUUGUUGGAGGAGCUUUGGUGUGCUACUGGAAUUUCCGGUGUGCCCUGUGAGGAUUUUUCAGUGGACGACCUUCUUGACCUCUCCAAUGGUGAAUUCGAAGACGGGUCCGUUGAAGAAGAAGAAGAAGAAAAAGAGUCAGUUUCCGUGGAUGAUGAAAUUUCUAAUUCAAGCAGUUUGGUCUUGCCCGACUCUGACUCUGGUCUGGCAACCCAACUCUUGGUUCCGGACGAUGAUUUAGCAGAGCUUGAAUGGGUUUCCCAUUUUGUGGACGAUUCUCUACCGGACCUCUCUCUGUUCCACACAAUUGGUACCCAAAAACCAGAAGCUCUUCUUAUGAACCGGUUUGAACCGGAACCCAAACCGGUUCCAUUAAGAGCUCCGUUGUUUCCUUUUCAAGUUCCAGUCAAACCCAGAACCAAGCGUUACAAACCGGCUAGCCGGGUUUGGUCCUCCUCCUCUUCAUGUUCACCAUCAUCAUCGCCUUGUUCUUCCGGGUUUUCAUUUUCAACUCCUUGUCUUAUCUUCAACCCGGUUCAAAGCAUGGACGUGUUUGUUGGUGAACCGGCGGCUAAGAAACAAAAGAAAAAACCGGCGGUCCAAACAGGGGAGGGUUCAAUUGGGGGACAGUUUCAGCGGAGGUGUAGUCAUUGCCAAGUACAGAAGACUCCGCAAUGGAGAACCGGUCCACUUGGUCCUAAAACAUUGUGUAACGCAUGCGGCGUCCGGUUCAAGUCUGGCCGGCUUUUUCCGGAGUAUAGGCCGGCUUGUAGUCCUACUUUCUCUGGUGCUGUCCACUCGAAUAGUCACCGUAAAGUGUUGGAGAUGAGGAAGAGGAAAGAUGUUGGCGAGCCCGAACCGCUGUUGAACCGAAUGAUUCGGAGUUUUUGACGGGUGAAAUUUAGAGAAUAGUGCACUUGAACCGGCUUGAAUGGAAUGGACUCAAUUGUGUUGUGCAUGGUUGUAAUAGUAGUGGUAGUAGUACUAGUAAUAGUGAGAAAUUGUUUAUUGUAACCAGAACACGGAUGGUAUACCACGUGUUUUUAUAUAAGUGAUGGAAAAUUUUAUUUUUUAAGUUAUUAACUUUUUAACACAUAUAUCACACCAUUUGUAUAAUAACACGUGGUGUACCACCUAUGUUCCGGUCAUACCAAAAAAUCUCUCUAGUUGUAGUAGGAUUUUAGGAAGGUUUUAGAAUUUAGCAAUAGUUUUAGGCUUUAGGUUUUCAUUCUUGUAUUAUCAAUUUGUAUUUAGGAUGGUGCUAUAUUUUUAUUUC